AUGUCUCUGGGCUUCCCCUACAACCGGCCCACCACCCCUCCGGUGCAGUACCAGGAGCUGGCUGAACACUCCCAUAAUCGUCAUGCAUCAGAUUCAUCUAUAUACUCGAACGACUCAUCUCCCUGGUCUGCUGUCACCUCGACUACGAGCCCAACGAUAGAUUCUCCUCCUCGGUAUCAACACGGACCUGCUCUUCUCCCUAGGAUCAGAUCACAAGACGUUGUCAUUGAGCCACCGCCAGCAGCUGGACCGCGGCGUCACCGGCGGUUCCUUUCCAACACUCGAAACCCGCCAGGCUUCAUUCCAUAUCCGCCCCGGCGUCCGUCAGUCCAGCAUAACGUGGUCGAGGUAUCAGACAGGCUGGCCGCUGUCUCAUCUGCCCAUACCUCGCCUGUCUACGCAUCGUACAAUGAAUCAACACUUUCGUCUCCUGUGAGCAUCACACCGUCCCACAAACGCAGGGGAUCUCGCAACCACUCUCGCUCGGGCUCAACCUCAAGUAUUGAAGAGGUUAAAUACGCCUUUUCGACCUAUCGGCAAUACCCAAAGUAUGCAGCUCAGCCUCAGCCUUCCCCUACGGCACCAAUGACUCCGGCCACACCGAAUAUCAUUGUGUAUCCCCCAUUCUUGCGGGACUCACCGGCCGAGCCCGUAGCCAAGUCACGGGAAGCCCCGGCGCAGCUGGCACUUCCAGCUUCCCCAUACCGCUACACACACGUUACUAGUUCCCUGUGCUCACCUGUUGGCCUUGCGCAUACUGUUCCCAGCGUCUGUGCGCAGUCAACCACUCUUCUCUCGUACCUCACAAGCCCAACACAAGCAAUCAACCUAGUCCGCAAUGUAAGCGUAAUUCCCACCAGAGGCCUGCAUGACUAUUUCUGGUGGGAUGUUCGGAACCUACGCAGCUGGACUUCUUUCUCGCUGGAUACUUUCAACUCAAUCAAAGGACUCACGAAGCUACUGAAAACGGCGAUCCCUUCGAACCUGACACCCCCGGCAGUAGUCCAAAGCAACCGCCUGUCUCCAGACUCAGAAGCCGCGCUCGUUAGUCUCGUCCAGGACAUGUACGCCCCGAGAGUCAAUGCAGCUCUCGCCGUAUCUCAAGGUCAUGACCACCUGUCCUUAUACCCAGCUCCGGCGCCUAGGACCCCAGCCAACAAGAACUACGGUGGCCCACACUUCUUGGCUAACUAUACCUCCGACACUGAACAAACGAUCUCGGGCCUCCCUCGCGGACGCCUGGUUGGAAUAGCCAAGAGCUUCGACCGGUGGAACACAGGCAUGCGCAAUGAAGCGCCACACCGGCGGGUAGAGUACCUCAACGGCCUCGCCCACCUCCAGCGCUGCAUGCGCGAACACUCCUGCCGCUACGGCUUCAUUAUCACGGAGAUCGAGCUUGUUUGUGUCCGCGCAGGCUGCGACCAGGGCGACGAUGUGCCUUACUUUGGAUUCCUUGAAGUUUCCGCGCCAAUUCCGACAAAUAUCGCUGCCCACCAGGGCAACGAGAGCUCUGUCGAGCACAACUCAUCCGGCUACGCUUCGCCCAGCUCGCCCACCCCCUCUGCCGACAGCUCGCUUGCCAGCCAGUCACCGCCGCGAACUCGCACUCAUCACGACGAAAUGGGAUACGGCGGCCCAAUCCCGGCCGGAGCACCAGAAGCCCUCAACGUUCCGAUGACCGCCAGCCUAGCCCUGUACUUCCUCCUCAUGCUCUCGAAAUCCGUCCCGCUCCCCUCUCAACCUUCGUCCCAUUUGAAUGUCGGCGGGCCCGGCGCGCUCACCCGUCAACGGACUCUACCUGAAGGGAAGGACAAGUGGAUACCUGAGCCGCAAAUCGGGGAGAAGCGUGAUGCAAAGCGCGUACGGGGGUGGAUAUGGCCGCAUGAUGCGUGGCAUCGUAGGGAGGGCGGUGGUGCGCCGAGGGCUAGGGCUGCGGGUGCAAGUGUGGUUGCGGUGGCGCCGUCGGGGAAGACAAAGAAGUGGCAUAAGUAG
Aspergillus mulundensis is the source of this 1992-nucleotide messenger RNA. RefSeq lists its product as uncharacterized. The record is from RefSeq and is a predicted model, not a curated record. Bases 1 to 1992 code for a protein of 663 amino acids. Lineage: Eukaryota; Fungi; Ascomycota; Eurotiomycetes; Eurotiales; Aspergillaceae. The transcript has a single exon.